UGUGCGGCGGAGGAAUGGAGUCACCUGACGGGGUACGUGAGCACACGCACAACGGGAAGCGGAAUCACGUGACGGUGGCAUAAUGGAGGCGGCUCUGGAGCAGCAUCUGGAGGACACGAUGAAAAAUCCAUCUAUUGUUGGAAUCUUAUGCACUGACUCGCAGGGAUUAAACUUGGGGUGCUGUGGAAGUCUCUCUGAUGAGCAUGCUGGUGUGAUCUCUAUCCUUCCUCAGCAGGCAGCUAAGCUUACGCUCGACCCAACCGAUGUGCCUGUUGUUUGUCUGGAAUCUGACAGCGGAACCAUUAUGAUCCAGAAGCACGAUCGUCUGACUGUAGCCGUUCACAAGAUGUCAUCCUAAGAACAUCUGUAUGCAGCAGAAUCAGAAUGAGACAUAACACAUACCAGUCUCCAUUGACUUAUUUUUGGAAAAGAAGAAAAAUACAAACUUUGAAGUUCUAGCCAAACUGUCUAAUGUGUUAAAUUUGUUUUGUUUUAGGAUUACAGUUUCCAAAAUAGAAGAUGCCAAGAAAAGUUCUCAACCUGAAUGAGGGUGGCGGUACAAACAGUCUAUAUUUUAGAUGUCAAUCUUCAGUAUUGAGAACUUUUAAUAUGAGAGUAAAUAAUUAAUAUGUGAAAGGUUGACUCGCACAAGAUACAGGUAAUUACUGCUUUCAUAAUGUUUAUUCCCUUAAGGUUAUGGUGACAUGUAAUGCUUUUUUUCCCCCUUCUUGUAAAUAUCGAAAAUGUGUGCAAUUUCUGUAUAUUUUUAUCCAAAAACAAGUUGAGGAACAGUUGCAAACCACACAGAACACUUAGAAUAUCUAGUGUGUUGGAAUGUCAACUUUUCUAAAUAAAAAAAAAAAGUAA
Molecule: messenger RNA, 867 nt
Organism: Pseudophryne corroboree (corroboree frog)
Lineage: Eukaryota; Metazoa; Chordata; Amphibia; Anura; Myobatrachidae
Gene: LAMTOR5
Product: late endosomal/lysosomal adaptor, MAPK and MTOR activator 5
Exons: 4
Coding region: 83-358 (91 amino acids)
Biological process (GO): positive regulation of TORC1 signaling; cellular response to amino acid stimulus
Cellular component (GO): lysosome; cytoplasm; Ragulator complex
Molecular function (GO): guanyl-nucleotide exchange factor activity
Source: RefSeq, a predicted model, not a curated record